CUCACAGAGACCGUCAGAAACCCAGCGGGGAGUCCUGUUCAAGAGGCGCGUGGGCGACAGGUUAGUACCUAAAGUGCAGAGACAACUCCUGCCCUUCUAGCUCCGGGUAAGCUACCGGGAAAAAGAUGGCUCGGCUAGUCCCGUCUGUCUCCAGGUUAGCAGGCGCCCUGCCAGUGCCGGCCGGGAUGAGGUCCGGCAUCUUACGGCUCCAGCCCUCCAAGGGCCGCUGGAAGCCCCCAUCUGACACCCGGAGCUCGCAGGAGUCCCCCGGGACGGGGGAACUUUCCAUCGCACUGGAGGUUCCACCAUGCCCCUCUGCUUCCGCACCCGGGGAAGCCAUACAAGCCUCCAAACUCCGCGGGGCCCAAGCUGACACCCCAGGGAGGCCCCCUGACGUUCCAGCUGGGAGUGUAGGCCGGGCCGGGCGCCGGGACCACGCAGCCUCCAGGCCCUACGCUCUGAGAACCGUUUCCGGGGCGGAUGCUUUUUGCAUCUGACCCCGCGCGCCAGUGACGCGAAGGCCCAGACGGAAGUGCAGGUGGAGGAUCCCGAGCUGAGCCCGACCCCGGAGCAGGUCUCGGGGGCUCUGGGCAGCAGGGACGGCCGGGCCUGGCAGCGAUGGCGACUCUGUGGGGAGGCCUCCUUCGGCUCGGCUCCCUGCUCAGCCUGUCGUGCCUGGCGCUCUCCGUGCUGCUGCUGGUGCAGCUGUCAGACGCCGCCAAGAAUUUCGAGGAUGUCCGGUGUAAAUGUAUCUGUCCUCCCUAUAAGGAAAAUUCUGGGCAUAUUUAUAAUAAGAACAUAUCCCAGAAAGAUUGCGAUUGCCUUCAUGUUGUGGAUCCCAUGCCUGUGCGGGGGCCUGAUGUAGAAGCAUAUUGUCUACGCUGUGAAUGCAAAUAUGAGGAACGAAGCUCUGUGACAAUCAAGGUUACCAUUAUAAUCUAUCUCUCUAUUUUGGGCCUUCUACUUCUGUACAUGGUGUAUCUUACUCUGGUUGAGCCCAUACUGAAGAGACGCCUCUUUGGACACUCACAAUUGAUACAGAGUGAUGACGAUGUUGGGGAUCACCAGCCUUUUGCAAAUGCCCACGAUGUGCUGGCCCGUUCCCGCAGUCGUGCCAAUGUGCUGAACAAGGUUGAGUACGCCCAGCAGCGCUGGAAGCUUCAAGUUCAAGAGCAGAGAAAAUCUGUCUUUGACCGACAUGUUGUUCUCAGCUAAUUAGGAAUCAAAUUCAAGGUGACUGGAAAGAAACAAGGCAGACAACUGGAAAAAAAUGAACUUGAGUUUUCUUGGGUUUUGUUUUAAUACCCUGUUAAUUUUACCAACUAUUACUGGAAGAAUCAAAACUGGAAGCAAAAAAAUGUGCUUAGUGUUUUUUUUUCUUGUUAACAUAUUAAUAGGGACAUUUUUAAAAGCACACAGCUCAGUGUCAGCCAAUAAACCUUUUCCUAUUUGUGACUUUUACUAAUAAAAAUAAAUUUACCUGUAAAUUAUCUUGAAGUCCUUUACCCUGGAACAAGCACUCUCUUUUUCACCACACUGUUUUAACUUGAUUUUCAAGAUAAUUUUCAGGUGUUUCUUCUUUUGGUGGGAGAGGGAGGGAUGCCUGGGAAGUGCUUAACAACUUUUUUCAAGUCACUUUACUAAACAAACUUUUGUAAAUAGACCUUACCUUCUAUUUUCAAGUUUGGUUUAUCUUCUGCAGUAUAGCCAGCCUCAUCAAAGCGCUGACUACCAUUUGACUUUUGCACUAUAUUAUCUAGGUAUCUGGCUGGCCCGUGGCUGCACUUCAUGGUAAACUGGAAAUGCAAUGCCUGAUGGCUCUUAACAAAAUGCACAUUUUUUCAUGUACUGUGAUGUCUGAUGCAAUGCAUCCUGGAACGAACUGGCCAUUUGCUAGUUUACUCUAAUGACUAAACAUAGUCUUGGUGUGUAUGGGCUUUCUCAUCUUCUUCUAGUAUCUUUAAGGACAAAUCCUAAGGACUUGGAAACUGGCAAUAAGGAAAUAGUCUUUUAAACCCAAGCCUCCCUGGAUUUAACAUACACACACAUUUGUCAGCAUUUCCAGCUGUGUCAAGAGGCAGCUAUUUGAGCUCCUGUGUGUGCGGCUUUGAACUAGGACUAGGGUUCUGGGUGCCUCUCUCUGAAAGGUAUAACAGUUAUUGGAUAACUGGCUUUUUUCUUCUUAUGUCCUCUUUGGAAUGUAACAAUAAAAAUAAUUUUUGAAACAUC
Molecule: messenger RNA, 2229 nt
Organism: Otolemur garnettii (small-eared galago)
Lineage: Eukaryota; Metazoa; Chordata; Mammalia; Primates; Galagidae
Gene: TMEM9B
Product: TMEM9 domain family member B
Exons: 5
Coding region: 619-1215 (198 amino acids)
Biological process (GO): positive regulation of canonical NF-kappaB signal transduction
Cellular component (GO): lysosomal membrane
Source: RefSeq, a predicted model, not a curated record